AUGAAGUUCGGUCUAUAUUUAUCGAAAAAUCGAACACCUGAAUGGUAUUCUCAAUAUAUCGAAUAUGAUGAAAUGAAACGAAUGCUUACCGAAUCGGUUGCUGAAGCCGAACGAUUGAUCGACAUCAAUGAUAGAUCGGCACGUGAGCAAUUUUUUGUUCUUGCCGAUGAACAGUUUUUUCAGUUCUGCAAGAAAGAAGCAUCGAAAAUCAAUAAUUUCUUUGCUGAAAAACUUGCCGAGUAA
This is a messenger RNA of Rotaria sordida, 243 nucleotides long. Lineage: Eukaryota; Metazoa; Rotifera; Eurotatoria; Philodinida; Philodinidae. The record is from the annotation of a GenBank genome assembly.